GAAAUCAUGAUGAGAAACAUUAAUGUAGUGUUUUGCAUGGUAAUCUUUCUCUCAUGGGUUUUGGCGGCGACAGCCAUUGUCUCUUACGACAGCAAAGCCAUCCUCAUUAAUGGAAGAAGAAGACUUCUCAUAUCAGGCUCCAUUCACUACCCGCGAAGCACUCCUGAGAUGUGGCCUGAGCUUAUUGAGAAGGCUAAAUAUGGAGGCUUGGAUGUCAUCGAGACCUAUGUCUUCUGGAAUGGCCAUGAACCUUCUCAAGGACAAUAUAAUUUCCAAGGAAGGUAUGAUAUAGUUCGCUUCAUAAAACUAGUCCACCAAGCAGGUCUUUACGUGACUCUUCGAAUUGGCCCUUACGUAUGUGCUGAAUGGAAUUUAGGAGGCUUUCCUGUUUGGCUGAAGUACGUUCCGGGCAUUGAAUUUAGAACUGACAAUGGGCCAUUCAAGUGGGAGAUGCAAAAGUUUACAUAUAAGAUUGUCGAUCUAAUGAAGGCAGAAGGGUUGUUUGAACCUCAAGGGGGCCCUAUAAUUCUAGCUCAGAUAGAGAAUGAAUAUGAACUAGUGGAAUAUGAAAUUGGUCGUCCUGGAGUAACUUAUACCAAAUGGGCAGCCGGAAUGGCUGUUGGUACACAUGCUGAGGUCCCAUGGAUAAUGUGCAAACAGACCGAUGCACCUGAUCCAAUUAUAAACACCUGCAAUGGGUUCUACUGUGAGAACUUCAUUCCAAAUAAAUACUAUAAACCUAAAAUGUGGACAGAACUCUGGGGUGGCUGGUUACAGAAAUUUGGUGGUCCAACUCCAUAUAGACUGGCAGAAGACAUGGCAUUUGCAGUGACAAAGUUCAUACAAAAUAAUGGUACAUAUUUUAAUUAUUAUAUGUAUCAUGGAGGAACAAACUUCGGCAGGACUGCUGGGGGUCCAUUUAUUUCCACCAGUUAUGAUUAUGAUGCUCCAAUCGAUGAAUACGGGCUAACUAGGGAACCAAAAUACACCCAUUUGAGAAACUUGCAUAAUGCUAUCAAGCAAUCUGAAGAAGCUCUGGUCUCCAAUAACCCCAUGAUUGCAUCACUUGGGAAAAAUCAGCAGGCUUAUAUUUUCAAGUCAAAAUCUGGUGUUUGUGCUGCAUUCCUAUCAAACUACGACCAGCGAUAUUCUGUAACAGUUAGAUUUGGAGAUGGUCGAUAUAAUCUGCCUCCUUGGUCUAUCAGCAUUCUUCCUGACUGCAAGACCGAAACUUUUAACACUGCAAAGAUCAAUGCCCAUGGCGUGCAUAUGAGGAUGGUGCCAUAUAGUUGGGGAUUCUCGUGGGAGUCAUACGAUGAAUGGGUUGCCACUGCUUCUGAUAAAGCUUCAUUCUUGGUAGAUGGGUUAAGGGAGCAAGUAAGUGUCACCUGGGACACCACAGACUAUUUGUGGUACAUGACAGAUAUCACUAUAAAUGAAGAUGAAGGAUUUCUAAAGACUGGAAAGCUACCUUACCUCAGUGUUGCAUCAGCAGGCCAUGCUUUGCAAGUUUUUGUCAACGGUCAAUCAGUUGGAAAUGCUUAUGGGAGUUAUGAAACUCCAAAACUAACAUUUAGCGGCAGCCUGAACCUGAAAGCUGGUGUCAACAAGCUUGCUUUGUUAAGCUCUACUGUUGGCCUCCCGAACAUUGGCCUGCAUUUUGAUACAUGGAAUGCUGGGGUUCUUGGCCCAAUUACAUUGGAGGGAGUCAAUGAUGGAAAAUGGGACUUGUCACGAUGGAAAUGGUCCCACAAGAAAGGCCUAGAAGGUGAAUCUUUAGGUGUUUUUUCAUUCAAAGGAACCUCCUCUGUGAGGUGGGCAGGAGGAUCAUCAUUGGCCAUAAAGAGGCCUCUGACUUGGUACAAGACUAAUUUUGAAACGCCAGGAGGAAAUGAACCAUUGGCUCUAGACAUGACUAGCAUGGGAAAAGGUGAGGUAUGGGUAAAUGGGCAAAGCAUUGGGCGCCAUUGGGCUGCAAACAAAGCAAGUGGCGGAGGCUGUGGCAAAUGCACUUACAUUGGAUAUUACAAUGAAAAUAAAUGCCUCAGUGGUUGUGAGGAGGCCUCUCAAAGAUGGUACCAUGUUCCACGCUCAUGGCUGAAGUCAAAUGGGAACCUAUUGGUCGUGUUUGAAGAAUGGGGUGGUGACCCCAGGGGGAUUUCCUUGGUCAAAAGAACAAUAUAAACAUUAUUU
Corylus avellana is the source of this 2193-nucleotide messenger RNA. RefSeq names its product beta-galactosidase-like. NCBI's taxonomy places the organism in Eukaryota, Viridiplantae, Streptophyta, Magnoliopsida, Fagales, Betulaceae. Gene Ontology annotation, biological process: carbohydrate metabolic process. The record is from RefSeq and is a predicted model, not a curated record. Gene Ontology annotation, molecular function: hydrolase activity, hydrolyzing O-glycosyl compounds.